Molecule: messenger RNA, 2598 nt
Organism: Adineta ricciae
Lineage: Eukaryota; Metazoa; Rotifera; Eurotatoria; Adinetida; Adinetidae
Source: the annotation of a GenBank genome assembly
AUGAAGAAAUACUUGUUAGUGAUAACUACUGUAUUUUGCUUAUGUUCAAUUGGAAAAGCAGAAGAUAUAUGCUCAACAAAUAGUCAGUGUGUUAAUCUUCCAACUGGGGAUGGAACAUCACUUGUCUGCGCUUACAAUUAUGCGACAUGUAGCGAUUUAGUCGCUUGUACAGAUGACAAUACAUGUGCACGUCCAAAUACAGUUUGUGUCAAGCAUCGUUGCCAUGUUCAUCCUGUUUGUUACCCGAAAACAAUGACAACUCACACACUUUGUCCACCACUGACACCAUCCAAUUCUUCUUGUUAUUCAUGUCAAUGUCCGACGCACAUCGUUCCUGAUCACCCGAAACAAUUCUGGCGUGAGACUCUAAAAACAAGUGGCACCAAUCCAUUCACCGAUAGUCUUGAUUACAAAGUCUACCGUAAUGUAAAAGAUUUUGGUGCCAAAGGCGAUGGUAUAACAGAUGACACACGAGCUAUUCAGAAUGCUAUUUCUAGUAACAACCGUUGUUCGGCUGUUUCGGCCUGUGAAGGUUCAACUUCAGAACCUGGUCUGAUCUAUUUUCCGCUUGGAACAUAUUUGAUUAGUUCGAGCCUUCAGUUAGACUAUUAUACACAACUAGUUGGAGAUCCAUCUGGAGAUCGACUUCCAACAAUCAAGUGUUCAAGUAAUUUUAACAAUGGUUAUGUACUCGAUGGUGAUCCAUACAAUGCAUGGGGAAAUCUAGCAUGGGGUUCAACAAAUAAUUUCUUUCGAGAAAUCCGAAAUCUACGAAUUGAUAUGACUAGUAUGAGUCCAACACUUGGUACGAGUGCAAUUCAUUGGCCAGUAGGACAGGCAACUGCUUUACAGAAUAUCGUUAUUGAAAUGUCCUCAGUAGCCAAUACGCAACAUCAAGGUUUAUUCAUCGAAAGUGGUAGUGGUGGUUUUAUGAGCGAUAUUACUUUUCAAGGUGGAAAAAUUGGUGCAUUCCUAGGUAAUCAACAAUUCACUUCGAGAAAUUUAGUAUUCUUCGGAUGUCAAACUGCUAUCAGUCAAAUAUGGAACUGGAACUGGUUAUAUAAAUCACUUUCGAUUAACAAUUGCGGCGUUGGAAUUAGACUUUCGGUAAAAGCAGGAGACAAAGAAGCAGUAGGAGGAAUGACCAUAUUAGACUCACAUAUCUACAAUACUACAGUGGGAAUCAUUACAUCAGCUAGUGCACAAUCAAUACCUGCUAGUGCCGGACAGAUUCUUUUAGAUAAUGUGAAUUUUGAAAAGACUUCUGUUGCUGUACAAAGUACAUCUGGUCAAGUUAUAUUACAAGGAAAUCAACGAAUUCGUUCCUGGGGUCAAGGUCACGUUUACACACGAUCUUCAAAUACCUACACAUAUGUGCAAGGUUCGCUGACACCACCUGAAAAGGCAUCUGUUCUAUUAGAUGGUUCAAGAUUUCUUGAACAUUCUCGACCUGAAUUUUCUGAAUACUCGGCGGAGAAGUUCGUAACAGUGAAAAGUCUAGGUGCUAAAGGUGAUGGUGUAACUGAUGAUACAGCAAUUAUUCAACAGAUUAUCAAUACGUAUGCAGCUACGAAAAUCAUCUUCUUUGAUGCUGGUGCUUAUAUUCACACAAGCACAGUUGUCAUUCCACCAUAUGCAGUUAUUGUUGGUGAAGUUGAAUCAACAAUUAUGGCUACAGGUUCAUUUUUCGGUGAUGCAAAAAAUCCUAAACCAGUAUGGUCAGUUGGUCAAAAAGGACAAACAGGUAAUGUUCAAAUAGUUGAUAUACUCUUCUCACACAAAGGACCAGUACCAGGUGCGAUUAUGAUGCAAUGGAAUUUGAAAUCAACGUGCCACGGUAAAUCAGGUCUCUGGUCCACACACUUUCGAACUGGUGGAGCUAAAGGUACCAAUCAAUCACCACUCAACUGUGUAAAACUAACCGGUGGAUAUAAUCGACCAGAAUGUCAAGGUGCAUUUCUUCAACUUCAUAUCAGUUCUCAAACAUCUCUAUACAUGGAAAAUGUUUGGCUUUGGGUAGCUGAUCAUAAUUUAGAUUAUCCCGAUCAUUCCCAAAUCGAUAUUUUCAAUGCUCGAACAAUUCUAGUCGAAAGUGAAGGACCAUUGUGGAUGUAUGGAACAUCAGCUGAACACUCAGUCCUAUAUCAAUAUCAAUUUCUCAAUGCGAAAAAUGUCUUCUUAGGACAAGCACAAACCGAAUCAGGUUAUUUUCAAAGUGAACCACCAGCGCCCGAACCAUUUACAUCUCUCGCUGCUUGGUCGGAUCCUGUUUUUGACGGAUGCGCAGCAGGCGAUAGUGGCUGUACGAAAGGAUGGGGUUUGGACAUUAUCAAUGGAAGCAAUAUUUAUGUUUAUAAUGCAGGUUUAUACAGUUUCUUUCAGAAUUGGAGUACAGCUUGCAUAGGAACUCCCGAAAACAAAUACUGUCAAGAUGGAAUUUUCCGAAUUCGUGGUAAUUCAGAUAAAGUCUAUCUUUGGAAUCUUGAAACAGUCGGAGUAGAAAACAUGGUUGUGGCUGACGGGAAUAUUAAAGUUAAAAGCAAAGAUAAUAUUGGUGUUUUUGCUGAUGGUAUACUCGCAUAUCUACCAAUCAACUGA